This is a messenger RNA of Morus notabilis, 2018 nucleotides long. RefSeq names its product laccase-2. The transcript has 6 exons. The record is from RefSeq and is a predicted model, not a curated record. Lineage: Eukaryota; Viridiplantae; Streptophyta; Magnoliopsida; Rosales; Moraceae. Gene Ontology annotation, cellular component: apoplast. The coding region runs from base 1 to 1734 and encodes 577 amino acids. Gene Ontology annotation, molecular function: copper ion binding; hydroquinone:oxygen oxidoreductase activity. Gene Ontology annotation, biological process: lignin catabolic process.
AUGGGCGCUUCUCUUCCUUCAUCAAUGCCACAUAUUGUGGCUUUUCUAUUUGCUCUGAUCAUCUCUUUUUUGGCCUUUUCUCAUGCAGGCGUCACCAGGCACUAUAAAUUUGAUAUAACGUUGAAAAAUGUCACCCGGUUGUGCCACAGUAAGAGCAUUGUGACGGUUAAUGGCCGAUUCCCAGGGCCUCGCAUCGUCGCUAGAGAGGGAGAUAGGGUUCUGAUUAAGGUCGUCAACCACGUUCCAAACAACAUCACCAUCCAUUGGCAUGGCAUUAGACAACUACAAAGUGGAUGGGCAGACGGGCCAUCCUAUAUAACACAAUGUCCAAUUCAAACUGGUCAGAGCUAUGUGUACAACUUCACCAUUAUUGGCCAAAGAGGAACUCUUUGGUGGCACGCUCACAUCUCAUGGUUAAGAGCUACUGUUUAUGGACCUUUUGUUAUCCUUCCCAGGAGGAAUGAAUCCUACCCUUUUCUCAAACCCCACAAAGAAGUUCCCAUCAUUUUUGGUGAGUGGUGGAAUGCGGAUACAGAAGCUGUUAUCAAGCAGGCCCUUCAGACAGGAGCGGGCCCAAAUGUAUCUGAUGCCUACACAAUCAAUGGACUUCCGGGGCCAUUGUACAAUUGUUCACAAAAGGAGACAUUUAAACUAAAGGUGAAGCCAGGAAAGACCUAUCUCCUCCGUUUGAUCAACGCUGCACUCAACGACGACCUCUUCUUCAGCAUCGCAAACCACACCCUAACCGUCGUCGAAGCCGACGCAGUUUACGUCAAGCCUUUUCAGUCCAACAUUGUGCUCAUCAAUCCGGGACAGACCACCAACGUAGUCUUAAAAACCAAAAAACACUCACCAAACGCCUCUUUCUUCAUGUUAGCCAGACCAUACUCCACAGCCGCCUCCGGAACCUUCGCCAACACCACCGUCGCCGGGGUUCUCGAGUACGAAAAUCCCGCAAUAAAAUCUUCCAAAAACCUUCCAAUUCUCAGACUAAGUCUCCCACAAAUCAACGACACUUCCUUCGCCUCAAACUUCAGUAACAAGUUCCGGAGUUUGGCCACCGCUAAGUUCCCCGCAAACGUGCCUCAGACAGUUCAAAAGCACUUCUUCUUCACAGUCGGCCUCGGUACCAAUCCUUGCCCUAAAAACCAGACAUGUCAAGGACCAACAAACAGCUCAAAGUUUGCAGCUUCCGUCAACAACGUUUCCUUCAUUAUGCCCUCCGUUGCACUUCUCCAAACUCAUUUUUUUAAGAAAUCAAACGGGGUUUUCACCACCGAUUUUCCGAGCUUUCCGCUCGUUCAGUUCAACUACACCGGGACGCCGCCGAACAACACGAACGUGAGCAAUGGCACAAAAGUGGUGGUGUUGAAGUACAACACUAGUGUGGAGUUGGUUUUUCAGGACACUGGUAUUCUUGGUGCUGAGAGUCACCCUCUUCAUUUGCAUGGCUUCAACUUCUUUGUUGUGGGACAAGGUUUUGGAAACUUUGAUCCUAACAAAGACCCCGCUAAGUUCAAUCUCGUCGACCCUGUUGAGAGGAACACUAUUGGUGUGCCCUCCGGUGGUUGGGCGGCCAUUCGGUUCCUCGCAGACAACCCUGGUGUUUGGUUUAUGCAUUGCCACUUUGAUGUGCAUUUGAGCUGGGGUCUAAGGAUGGCGUGGAUUGUCCAAGAUGGGAAGCUCCCUAAUCAGAAGCUGCCUCCUCCACCGUCGGAUCUUCCCAAGUGUUGACGUUUGACUCGGUCAACGAAGGACCUUUUUUUUUCCUUUCCUUUCUAACUUAUUCACGUGUUGUUUGGUUGCAACUUUUUCCGUGAUUUUGUUUUCCCUUUGCUUCCACAAUAUAUUACAGAGACUGCACGUGGAAUUGAUCGGCGAAAUCUUUUUCCAGAGUGCUCCAAUUUAAUUGUAAUUGGAGGGAAUAAAAUGUUAUCUGAGGAGAUUGUGUUAUAUAGCCGGCAUGAAUAACAGAAAGAUGUUUUAAUUUGAUAAUAAAAUAAUAAGAAGAAAUUCAA